Molecule: messenger RNA, 1290 nt
Organism: Emiliania huxleyi CCMP1516
Lineage: Eukaryota; Haptophyta; Isochrysidales; Noelaerhabdaceae
Exons: 1
Coding region: 60-1160 (366 amino acids)
Source: RefSeq, a predicted model, not a curated record
CCGAGACCUCUUUUCCUCUUUUCUUCCACUCGCCUCGCCGCCUAGUUAAACAACCACGCAUGCGCCCUAUUCUCGACUAUUCACAUCCUUCACACUUGCAUGUGUUUAUGUGUACUUAUAUGCACCACCGCCAGUUGGCUGCACGUCCCCAUCGCAGCCGCCCCCGCUCAGCUCGUCAGUGUCUGCAGCUCGUCCGCCACCUCCUGCAGCUUGGUCUGCAGCUCGGGCCGUCGCCCGACCUCGUCUUGCCACGCCAAGAUCGCCGGGUCCACCUCCCCCUCCGAGUCAUCUUGGCCCAUGAGCGCCGCCUGGUCGCGUUCGCUAGCUGCACCAGCCCCAUUGGAGUCAUCUCGGGCGACCUGAAUAUCGCCGUGUCCAGGGCGCCCACGAUGGCCGGGAUCACCUGCUCCGCCGCCGCACGCGCCCGCCGCUGUUUCCCGGCGUCGCCCGUGACUAUGCGUCGCAGCGCGCGUAGUGCCACCUUUAGCAGGUUCCAGGCGUGGGACCCGAGGAGUCUCGAGCUUCAGCUGGUGAACUAUCAUGCCGCUCUCGGCACAGCAGAAGCGCGAGCGCCGCGCCGCGCAGCGCGCUGCCGAGGCUCAGGACGCGGCUCGCGGGCAGCGCAAGCCGGACGGCGCCGAGCCGGUGCUAGGCCGCCUCCGCUGCGCCUGCUUCCUUGCGCUGGACGUCGGCCGAGAAGACCGCUUCCCUCUGGGGACCCGACUCCGCGAAGACCGCGCGCGCGUCGUGAGUGGCGGCGCGCGCGCGAUCUCUGUUCCCGGGCACGCCGGUCGCAGUGGCAUGGGCUCCCAGGCUCAAAACAGCGCUCCCGUCAACAGCGAGCGACUGCGAGCGCCGCCUGCUCCUCCUCCCGCCGCCGCUCCACUCGCCGAGACAACUCGGUGCCGCCGUUCUCGCCGCCGCCGCCGCCGCCGCUGCCGCCGCCCUCCAUCUCGCGGCGCGUCCCUCUGAUGGCGCGGGCGCCUCGCUCGCCGGCGGCCUCGCCGCCGCCCCCCCCCUCUCGCCGCCGCUCCGCUCGUGGCCGCCGCCUCCCCUGUCAAUCCCGCCGCCUCCCCUGUCAACCCGCCGCCCGCACCACCGCCGCCACCGGCGCCUCGCGCCUCGCCGCCGCCCGCCACCGCCCUCCCCCGCGCCGCUGAGCGGUGCCCAGGGGGCGAGCCCCCGCUGCGCAGCCUCACCGCAGUGCACUGCGCUCUCCGCGCCCUUGACGUUUGUGAGGAGGUGGUGUUGCACAGCAUGGAGCUCGGCGAGCGUUUAGCGAGCCAUACG